AAGGGUGUGAGCAUUGUCCAGGUGACGAACAGCAGCCCCGGCCUCUGGGAGAUCACUGACACGCGGGACCAGGCCACCAAGUCGGCGCCCGCAGUCAUUGAGUGCCGCAGGAAGGGCCCCGCCCAGAGCAGCAUGGAUAGCACCUCCGACGAGGUCAUGCAGAUCGACGUGGUGGUGGAGGAGCCCUCGGAUCCAGAGGCUGCCCAACUGGUCACGUGGCAGGUGGAGUACCCGGGGGCAGUCACUUCUGACUUGGGCAUCUCCGAGAUCUACGUGAGCCCCAAGGAGCAGCUUGGCAUCGUCCCACUGGCCACGGAAGCUGAGGUACUCAACACAGCAGUGCUCACUGGGAAGACCGUGGCUGUGCCCGUGCGCGUGGUGGCGGUGGAGGAAGACGGUUCUGUGGUGGAGGUUCGGGGCGCUGUGGAGUGCUGGUCCUCAGACGAUGAUGUCAUCAAGGUGUCCGACAGCUGUGACUCUGUGUUCCUCAACGGGAAGGAGAUGCGGGGCCGCGUGCGGGCCACCGUGCACUUCCGCCACCACGGCCUGAGCCGGGCGCUGGAGCUGACUGUCUGGGCACCGCGGCUGCCACUGCUCAUCGAGGUCUCCGACCCAGAGCUCAACCAGAUCAAGGGCUGGCGGGUGCCCGUUGUGGCCAGCAAAAGGCCAGGCCAGGACCAGGAGGAGGAGGAGGAGGAAGAGGAACAGCAGCAACACAGGGCUCGGGGCUGUGCCCUGCAGUACCAGCGGGCCCUUGUGCGCGUCCUCACGCAGUUCUCGGCAGAGGCAGCAGAUCCUGGGGCGCCCCCCGCACACCUGCUGGGUCCCGACUGGCAGGUGGACGUCACGGAGCUGGUCGGGGGUUCGAUACAGGUGGAAGAGCCACGUGUCGCCACCCUCCAGCAGGGGCCAGUCCUGGUGGGCCGGGAGCUAGGCAUGACCACGCUGCAGGUCCUGUCCCCUCUGUCGGAUGCCAUCCUGGCUGAAAGGACCAUCUCGGUGCUAGACGAGAAAGUGGCCGUCACCGACCUGGGAGUGCAGCUGGUGGCGGGUCUCUCGCUGUCACUGCAGCUCAGCCCGGGCAGCAACAGGGCCGUGUUCGCCACAGCUGCAGCUCAGGACCUCCUGCAGAGACCCAAGCAGGAAGCGGCCCUCAGCUGCUGGGUCCAGUUCAGUGAUGGCGCCAUCACGCCUUUGGACAUUUAUGACAGCAAAGACUUCUCCCUGCUGGUCACGUCCCUGGACGAGAAGAUGGUGUCAGUUCGGCAGGACACCAGGUCGCCAUGGCCCGUGGUGGCAGCUGAAGCAGAGGGGCAGGGCUCCCUGGUGAGGGUAGAGCUGGCCAUCAGCGAGCCGUGCCAGAAGUCCAAACGUAGGAGUAUGCUGGCCGCAGGGACGGCCAGCCUCAAGGUCCAGUUUGGUCGGAGUGACUCUCGACCAGACCCCAGUGAGGGCAGGUACAAGGGGGCAGCAGCUCCCCUGGAGGCAGGAGCCGGGGACCGCCGGCCUCGAUGGCCCACACAGGACUGGAGCCGCCCAGGAAGCCCAUCCGCCAGCCACUCGUCCAUGGGCCUCCCAGCCACGCCAAGGACUCCCUUCCUGCAGCGGGAAGACAUAUGGACAUCGUACCCCAUUCCUUCAGGGUCCCCAAGCUUCCCAGCACAGCCAGAGCUGCCCAGAGACCACGGGCCCACAGUAGGCAGUGAGCUGGCCCAGGCUGCCAAGGGGCCAAGCGACCUGGAGGUGGGCAUGUAUGCACUGCUUGGCGUCUUUGGCCUGGCCAUUCUGGUCUUCCUGGCCAACUGCGCCGCCUUCACCCUCAAGUACCGGCACAAGCCAGUCCCCUUCGAGGUCUCAGAAGGGGUGACCCAUGCGCAUGACUGGGUGGGCCUAAGCCAGCGUGUGGAGCUGCUGGGGGACCCUCUGAACUUUACCUCCUGCCCAGAUGAGCAGACCACGGUCCUGGGCAGGGGCCUGGAUGGCGAGGAGAGCAAGUACCUUCUGGCCACCAGCUCCCCCCCCAGUCUCAGCCGGCAUCCAAGCAGGGCCGACAGGAGGGACCGCAGGGCUGAGCCUCCCACUUCGCCCACAUCCAAGCGGAAAAGAGUGACUUUUACCACUUUCAUCUCCUCCUCGCCCGGCGACGGGGAACCAGCCAUGCUGACCUGCGGAGAGGCCCCUGACCACUGGGGCUGCGGGACCAGGGACGAGGGUCUCUGGGAAGGCCAGCACUGCCACCAGGAGCCUCCUCGUGAGGGUGUGUGAGCUGCAGAAACCCAGGGCUGAUUCCACUGUGCAGCGUGGGAGCAGGACCACCAGGGCCCACCCCCUCGACAUGACACGGCGGUGUAGGAUGUAUGCAAGGGAGACGGGUGCAGGCCCCGUCUACACCGCAGUGGGAAGCCUGAAGCCAGGACAGUGUCCUGUGCAGGGUAAUAUGGUGGAGCACUCACCUUUGAGGCAGCUCGCCGGCUCCCGCGUCCAGGCAGCACAAACUGGUCUUUUCCCACAUGGACAGACGGACUGAUGGGGAGGCAUCCACAGCAUAGAAACAUGGUGUCGCCAUGUCCUUCCAUUGCCCCUGGACAAGCCCAGCCCUGCCUUGGGCCACCCCAGUCUCUGCAUCUCUGGCCACCCAAGGACUAGGCUCCUUCCUGGGGGUAUGGGGAUCCAAUAGGGACUGUCUUUGGGGGUCACUAUGUCUUCUCCAUGGAGGUGUGGUUGGCAGAGACCUGGCUACAGGCCCAGUUGAGGGUGGGGCAGAGGCCUUUCUUCACUCUGCACCUCAAGUUGGGGCCUGGGUGGGGUGCAGGACUUCCACAGCAGUGCCCAGUGUCUCUGGUCCUGGCACACAACAGCCUCCCCUCUCUGCCCGGCCAACCCCCUGGAUGAUGUGGGGACCUCCUGGGCUCCCCUCCCCGAACCUCAGCUUCCCUUGGGCAGAAGCUCAGACUAUUGUGAGGGUGCCCAGAAAUCUCCUUGUCCCCCAGAUCUGUGGUCAAGCCAGACCAGCCACACUACAGGGUCGGCCCUGUUGGGACACAGUGGCCACAGGAAAUAGCAUGGGAAUAAGUUGGGUAUAUGGAGACAGGGACAUCUGUAUAAUGGUGACAUGUAUGUAGACUAGGACAUGUGUGUAUAAUGAUGACGUGUGGAGACAAGGAUAUGUGUGAAGACAAUGACAGAUAUGUAUAAUGGUGGUAUGUGUGGAAACAUGUAUGUAGAAAGGGAAGUAUGUGGAGACACUGACAUGCAUAUAAUGGUGGCACUUUGAAACAUGCAUGUAAGUGGGCACAGGUGUAUACCAGAUAUGUGCACAGUGACAGGUUUGGGGACAUGUAUGUAGAUAUGGAGUGUAUAGACAGUAACACAUAUGGAGACAGGAAUGCUAAAAACACGGACGCAUGUGAUGAUGAGACAUGGUGGCUAUGGUAUGUGAUAGUGACCUAUAUGAAAUGAAACAUGUGCACAGACUGUGACUGAUGUGUAUGAAUGGUCAUGUGUGUGGGCAGUGAGACAUAUAGUCAGUAGCAUUCAUAUACACAUGUGUGAAUGGUGCUGUGUAUAUAGAUGGUGACUUGUAUGUAGGUGGUGGCAGACAGGUAGGAACACUGAUGUGUGUAAUCAUGUGUGUAGAAACAGCUGCACACACAUCUAGACAGGGACAUGUAUGCAUAGAGCACAGGUGCAUGAAGCCACAUGUGUGCAGGCAAUAACUUGUGUGGGUGCUGACACAUGGGUUGAUAGUGACAUGUGUGUGAA
This is a messenger RNA of Suncus etruscus (white-toothed pygmy shrew), 3762 nucleotides long. RefSeq names its product transmembrane protein 132D-like. The record is from RefSeq and is a predicted model, not a curated record. The coding region runs from base 133 to 2265 and encodes 710 amino acids. The transcript has 7 exons. Lineage: Eukaryota; Metazoa; Chordata; Mammalia; Eulipotyphla; Soricidae.